This is a messenger RNA of Alosa alosa (allis shad), 1219 nucleotides long. RefSeq names its product mitochondrial ribosomal protein S15 (gene mrps15). The record is from RefSeq and is a predicted model, not a curated record. The transcript has 8 exons. Gene Ontology annotation, molecular function: structural constituent of ribosome. Gene Ontology annotation, biological process: translation. Lineage: Eukaryota; Metazoa; Chordata; Actinopteri; Clupeiformes; Clupeidae. Bases 125 to 952 code for a protein of 275 amino acids. Gene Ontology annotation, cellular component: ribosome.
ACUAAACAAAAUGGCGUCGACCAUGUAGGCAGGGGACAAAUGCUUGUCAUCAAGAAAUCGUGUCGUUCAACGCACAGUUAAAGGGAUUUUUAACUGGAGUACUCAAUAUAGUACUGUUAAAAAGAUGUCUCUUAGGAAUGUGUUCUCAUCAACAUCCCAUGCUUUGAAAAAGUGGAAUGCGGUUAUAAAUUUGAAGCGGAUCAUCACAUCAGUAGGACCACAACACGUUCCUUGCGCCACGGUGGCUCCCCGAUUAUUAAGUCACUGGAGUGCGUCUAACAUAUGCAAUACGAAAAGUAAUGAGAACCUCAACAGCCAGCCAGUAAGACAGUAUGCCAGAGCCGCAAGAAAAAAACAAGAAAUCCCAAGCCAGUUGAGUGACCUGCCUCCAUCUAUGCUCAAGCUAGAGUACACAUCGGUUCCUCUUGCUCAAACGACUGACGGUAUUGUUAAGAGACUUCUUUCCUUGGAGCUGGCAAGUCAUAGUGAAAAGCUGCGAGUUAAGCAGGAAGAGCUUAUAGCUAAGGUUCAGAGAGAUAAAAAUGACCGCACAUCCACUGAAGUCAAGGUGGCUAUAUUGACAGCUCGCAUCCGCAACUUUCAAGACCACUUGCUUAAGCACCCAAAGGACAAAGCCAACAAGAGAAGGAUGUUGAUGAGCAUUGACCGACGGAAGAAAAAGCUGAAGUUCCUGAGGAGGACACACUACGACACGUUUGAGCAUGUCUGCAAGCAGCUGGGCAUCACCUACACCUUCCCUCCUGAAUACCACCGGCGUGCUACGCGACGCUGGCAGGCCAAGAAAGCCCUCUGCAUUAAGGUCUUCAAAGAGGUGCAGAAACAGAAAGCAGCACAGAAAGCCAAAGCCAAGCUAGCAGUGAUGCCACUCAGCUCUGAGACAGCUGAGGCCACCUCCACAGAAACCCAUGGGGCAGCAGCGCACAGCAGUUAGGGUAAAGGAACACGGCCUGAUCCUCUGGCUCCGUUUUCAUGUUGUACACUCGCCAGUUUCAGAUCUCAGAUGGACUUUUCAUAUGGGGCUAACUGAAAUUGAAAUGCUAUGGUCAACCUCAGUUCCUUUCAGUCUUACAUAUAUACACACAGAGAAGCUUUGUCUAAACUUUAGACAAUAGAAAUCAAAUUCAUGGUUACAUGUCUGAUGUGUGAACAAAAUCAGUCAUUUAUGUCAUGAUUACAUGAAAUAAAAGAUCACAUAAUA